Molecule: messenger RNA, 2311 nt
Organism: Tachysurus fulvidraco (yellow catfish)
Lineage: Eukaryota; Metazoa; Chordata; Actinopteri; Siluriformes; Bagridae
Gene: prepl
Product: prolyl endopeptidase like
Exons: 14
Coding region: 128-2233 (701 amino acids)
Biological process (GO): proteolysis
Cellular component (GO): Golgi apparatus; cytoskeleton
Molecular function (GO): serine-type endopeptidase activity
Source: RefSeq, a predicted model, not a curated record
UUUUAGUCUGUAUAAAAUGUCGCCCUACACUGCAGUCCGGACGCACAUGUAGUAGUAAAUACAAGCUGUGUACACAUAAAUACUCGCGGUUAUUUCUAUAGGUUUUGCGAUAAUACGGCUUUGUUAAAUGAUUUUAUAUAGUAACGGUGUCUGUUAUAUGAUUUUACGUUCAGUAUCAAGACGCUUAAAUCUGUCAUCUUGCCAAAGAGAAUGUAUCCGAAUGACAACACGUCUGUAUUCCAGGCGAUCUGUAAAGGAGGAUCACAGGAUAAAGAAAGGCUUUGAGAGAAAGCUGCGUUGUGUUUAUGAGCAGUUUGCUGAUGUGCCUGACACCGCUGUGUUCCAGGGACUCCAUCAUGUGUAUACAGUGGAAGACCAUGGAGUAUACAGAGCAAAACAUGGAGAAGAUGCGCAUGAGGUUGAGCCACUACUCAGCGCUGACUGGGCAGGUGAUGCGGACAGGACUAUUCAGAGGGUCAGACUCUCUCCGUCUGAGUCCAUGCUGGCGGCUACACUGAAGAGCAACCACAGUGAAGCAUCUAGGUGCCUGAUAGUUCGAUUAGAACCCUGUGCUAUUCCCCAGGAGCCUAUGCUUAUCCUUGACAACGUGUUUAGCUUUGUGAGCAAUAACGACUGUAUGUCCGGUACAGAGUGGGCCACUGAUGAUGUGUUGUACUACACCACUCAAGAAGGGCUCCGGUGUAGACAUGUUUGUCGACUUCACCUUACAAACACCGGCGCUUACAGCAUGCAGGUUUAUGAAGAAAAAGAUCCUGAGUUCUUCGUAGAGGUCAUUCGUACAAAAGACCAGAGGCUUCUGACUAUAAACUGCAGCAGUAAGAGCAGCUCUGAGGUCUGGAUGAUUGACAGCAGGUCUCCACUGUCGCCACCUAACCUCGUACAGCGUCGGCAGCCUGGUUUGCUUUAUCACGUAGAGCACUAUGACAACCAGCUGUACAUCCUCGCCAACACUGGCCCAAGCCAUGAGUACGAGCUGCUGAGGACCCCUCUGUCCUCUCCAGCCAUGUGCUAUUGGGAGCCUGUAUGCAGCCCUGGACCUGGAGCAGUCAUUAAAGACAUGGAGAUGCUACCAGAUCACUGUGUGUUCAUAGUGAGGGGGCCUCAGGGUCGACUUCAACUGCAGACCUUGCCAUUAAAAACUCUGAAUGAGAUGUGCAUUCACCAUCUCCCGUCCUGGGCCUGUGCCAUAGAGACCGAGCACUCUGGCACACUGAAGAGAAAUGUAUUCCGCUUCCUUCUGUCCUCCCCAGUUCAUCCCCCUCGCCGCUUCCUCUUAUCUCCUACAGAUGAGCGACCCCUCUCCUGUGAGAGAGUGCUUCAACACACUGCCCUCUCUGAGUGUCACACCACCCGCCUGCAGGCCAUCAGCCAGGAUGGGACUGCAGUACCUCUGACACUUUUUCACACAAAAUCAUUGGCUGAUCUGAGUGAUGUUCCACUCUUGGUCCAUGUAUAUGGUGCUUAUGGCGUGGAUCUCAGCAUGGCCUUCAGUCCUGAGAAGAGGCUGCUCCUGGAGGACAACUGGGCUUUGGCCUACUGUCAUGUCAGGGGUGGUGGUGAGUGUGGUCUGGCCUGGCAUCGAGCAGGGUGUUUGCAGCAUAAGCAGAAAGGAGUGGAGGAUCUCACUGCCUGUAUUCAGACUCUCUUUCAGUCAGGAGUGUCUCAGCCUGUACUUACUGCCCUCACUGCACACAGUGCAGGAGCUGUUCUAGCUGGUGCGCUGUGCAACCAACAUCCUCACCUCCUCAGAGCCGUCCUCAUGCAGGCACCUUUUUUGGAUGUUCUUAGCACCAUGCAGGACUCGUCCCUUCCAUUAACAGUGGAGGAGAGAGGGGAGUGGGGUGACCCGCUCGCGUAUACACAGGACUGGAACAACAUUGCCUCUUACUGUCCCUAUCAUAAUAUUACUCCUCAGCUCUAUCCAUCCAUGCUGAUCACUGCGUACUCUGAGGACAGCAGAGUGCCUCUAGCAGGUGUGUUAAAGUAUGUGAAAAAACUCCAGAAGGCCAUCCAGACACAUACCAGGAACCUCAGGACUAAGGGACAUGUCCCAGAUGUCAUUCUGAAUCUUCAGCCAGGUGGAGAUCACUUUGGUCCAGAGGAUUAUGACCAGUCCAUCUGUGAGAUUGCUCGGCAGUUAGCUUUCCUCUACGCAAUGCUGGGACUCCGCCUCCAUGGAUCCAGACCGAACAAAAGAGGAAGUUAUUCAUGAGGAAGAUUUGGCAAAACCUGCUAUUAUUCUAAACUGUGAGCUAAUGUACUUGUGAAUAAAGCAUAUGAAUUAUUUUAA